Molecule: messenger RNA, 3226 nt
Organism: Oryzias latipes (Japanese medaka)
Lineage: Eukaryota; Metazoa; Chordata; Actinopteri; Beloniformes; Adrianichthyidae
Product: protein Niban 1
Source: RefSeq, a predicted model, not a curated record
GAAGGAAAUUAGCUGAGCGAAACCACUUGACACAUCAGAGCAGAUCUCUCAGUUGACACUUGCUGCUCCUGUGCAGUCAAAUUUGAAAAGAAAACUUGGCUGCUUCAGAUAUAUUUGAGAAGAAAGCCUUUUAAAAUGGGAGCAUCUUCUUCUGGCAUGCUGGAUGAGGCCAAAAUAAGCCACAUUAAAGGGCUGGUUGAUGCAGCGUUUAAAAGCUUCAGUGGAUUUUAUCGCCAGCAGUAUGCUGUGGCUUACCUUGGACACUUACACCAGGAGAUGGAGCCCAAGAAAGAAGGGAGGGGCUUAUUGCUGAAGACCCGGCCUCACUGUGAUCCAGAGGAGGUGCUGUACCAAGGGAGUGUGAGGUUCUCCUGCUGGGAUGAGCAGGGUAAGAAGUGGAAAGAGAGGUACAUUCUCCUGAGAAGAAUCUACAAAGUGGAAAUACACGACAGUGUAGAGGUUUUCAAACGUGGUUCCCCACCGAAGGAGGUCAUUCAGCCAGCCGGGGCUCGGGUGUUCACCACAGAGGAGGAGUCAAGGGCUCAGUUGGAAAAGACCUGCGCUGGAAUACUGAAUGGAGCAAAGGAGGAUUCAUCUUCAGUGGUGUCAUCUCCAGAUACGUUUGCAGUGUACCUCCAUCUGCCUUAUAAAGGCUACACCUGCUUCCUGUUUCAACAAGAAGGGGAACGAGAUCACUUCCUUUCUGUCCUCAAGACCUGCAUCCGACACCAAAACCUUGACUCCUGGCACAGGACAUCACAUGAGGGUCAGGCCUUUGCGCGAGCCUUCCGUCUUUACCAACAGGACAAAGGAUGCUAUGAAUCCUGGGAAAAGCUUUUGGGCACCGAAGAACAAGUGCUCGCUUCACUGGUGAUGGAGGAGGUGUUGCCAUGGUUACAGAGUCAAUUAAAUUCCAAAUUGAAAGGGAAGAAGAUUGAGAGGAUUCGACAGUGGUUGGCAACAGUCCAGGCAGCCUACAUGCUGGUGCUGGAUCAGUUGACUGCAGGUCUGGAGGUUCUGAGGAAGGAGUGUCAGGAGACAGCUUCAGCCAGUCAGACUCUGAUCAGAUCUAACCUGGACCAGAUCAUGUCUUCUCGUAGCUUCCUGGAGGAAAAAGUUAAAGCAUGCAUACUUGAAGAGGCUGAGAAAGUGUGCAGCGAGUCUGUAGCUCCGUUUUUGUCCUCCAUCCUUGAGGCGCUUUCAGAGAAUAUAGGUUCAGGGAUUCUUGGGAUGCAGGACACACUGCACACACAGAUGGAUUCCAACUUUUCACUUACAAAUGGAGGGACGGAGGAGACAAAGCAAAUAUCUUCCAGUUUGCACUCCAUCAGUUUGGAGCAAAGCUACAGGAAGGUGGAGAGCCUGGCAGAGAAACUUGAAGACUUAAAAGGUCGCUUUGGAUUGAGCAGUGCUCAGAGACUGGUACAUUCUGCACACCUGGAGAUGGAGCAGCUGCUGGACAGUGCUGUGUACACCUUGGAACAAUUCUUGCAGUCAUCAACAAGGCUGCAAGCCACUCUCGUUCCUGUGAAGAUGGAUCGUGCUAAAGAGAGAGUAUUCAAGCAGCUGGAUUAUGACAGCCGAGUGGUCCAGAGGAGGCUCUAUGAAGAAGCUCUGCUGGAGAUCACUCUUCCUGCUCUCACCAGGAGGAUGGACAGCAGCUGGAAAACUGAGCUCCAGCAGUUCGAGCAGUACAUCUUCUCCGACUACAGCAGCUUUAUUGUGGUUCAAAACAUCUAUGAUGAUGUUCUGAGAAACCUUCUCUCCAAAGAGACAGAGACAGUGGUCCAAGAGGCUGCAAGUAAGAAGAGCAACAAUCUGCUCCUGGACACUUCAGAUUUGGCCAUCAGUCAGUACAGUCUGCUGGGACAGACUGUAUUUGACAGCCCCACUAUGGACACUCGGGAUUCCAUCUCAUCUGAGCUGGGAGGUGAUCAGAAACAAACUCCAAUGGAAGGUGGAGUUGAAUCGGCUGUUGUUUGCUCUCAGAGUGGUGCAGACCUUGAGGUCAACACCAAAUCAGAGUCCAGCACAUGUCCGUUACCAGAGCAGAGUGCGGUACAGUCUCCUCUGAUUGUCGUGACACAACAGUGGGAUGAUGGUGGAAGUGAGGAUGUUUCUGGCAAGAUUGAAAGUGAAACGAUUCCAGCGAUAGACGAGACUUCCACGUGUGAUGGACCUGUCACAUGUGACACACAGGAUCCACCAGCUGAUCUGGGAUCCAACAUCUCAGAGUCGGCAUACACGUCUGCUCUGGACUCUCCUCAGCCAACAGACGUUCAGGCUGGAUCUUCUCAAAGUGAGCUUCCAGAAAUGCCUGAAGAUCCUGCAACACCUGAACUCCUAAAUUCCGAUCAAGUAUCCGAGGAGGCCUCUGCCAUCCAACCUCCUUCCCCAUCACACACAUCUGGAACAGACAGUCCAACAAAAGUUAGUCUCGGGUCACUAAGUGAAGCCAUUGCUCCGUCCUCCAUAGAAUCUGAGAUUCAGCAGGUCCAGCAGACCACUGACAGAGCUGUUUAUUUAACAGGACAAAUAAAAGAUAACUGGGAAUUGGAGAAAGAAAAAGAGGAGAAACAAAAAGGUGAAGAAGAGAAAGAAGUGAAUGAAACAGUCAUAGAGAGGAAAGAGGUUGAGAUGGAAGGACAGGUGGAACAUGUAGACCUCACAGGAGAUGAGCCUGCUGCUCUGACAGCAGAGCUCACAAUGGCCUCAAACACAGAGCAGAAGAAGAUUGAGGAAAUUCAGUAUGAAGUCACGGAGAGUGAGGUGAAAACAGACAAAGAGAACACAGCAGAAGACGAAGUUCAUGUAGAAGAAGAAGAGGUAAAGGAAGAAAAGGAGGCUUCCCAAAGUGUCCAACCUGAAGAACCACAGUCAGAGAGUCCUGAAGAGCUACCACUGGACAGUGUGGCCAUCAUCAGAGAACUGGUGACGGAGGUCACUGAGGUGGAAACUAUUAUCACACCCACUGUCCCAGCAGGAGAGGAUUCUGAUGUUACCACCUCCAUACCAGCAUCAGACUCUGACCAGCUUUAAAUAUGACAGCAGCUUUACACCAAUGGUACAGAAAGGUGAAGAAGAGGAGGCUUCUGUCAAAACAAGAUCAAGAAGCUAAACCUUAAUUUUUUUUAAUUUUGUCAACAAUAACUCAAACAUUUGAAAUCAUUUUAAUCACAAAGUUGACUUGUGCUGUUGUCCCUCAAUAAACCACCAAAUAAAAUGA